AUGAUGCUCCAGCUGAUGUUCUUCAAAGACUGCACCAGCAAAACUUCAGAUGGAUCUACUGCUCACACCAGCAUACACAAGGGUGACAUCACACACUUUGCUCAGGCCGGCUUCAAGGCAUGGGUUCAAUUGCUUGCAAUCCAGCAAGGAUUUCAAGCAGAUGUCAUCAGGACAGUUUAUGGGUACCUCAAGAGUUACGAGCAAACAGUAGAGACCAUAGAGGUGAUGAGGGAGGUAGCUGAGGAGCGUGCUGUUGCCGAGAUUUUAAGCAAGACAGAAGAGGAUGAGGAUGAGGACAGUGUUAAAGAUGAGGAGGAAUAG
Suillus paluster is the source of this 321-nucleotide messenger RNA. RefSeq lists its product as uncharacterized. Lineage: Eukaryota; Fungi; Basidiomycota; Agaricomycetes; Boletales; Suillaceae. The record is from RefSeq and is a predicted model, not a curated record. Bases 1 to 321 code for a protein of 106 amino acids. The transcript has a single exon.